Molecule: messenger RNA, 1152 nt
Organism: Dracunculus medinensis (Guinea worm)
Lineage: Eukaryota; Metazoa; Nematoda; Chromadorea; Rhabditida; Dracunculidae
Source: the annotation of a GenBank genome assembly
AUGCCUGCGGGGGAAAGAGAAGUUGUCCAAAUGGUUCUUCGAAAUAUUCAAGGCGAUCCAAAUAAUAUAUUACUAAUUGAUCCUACCAACACAUUCACUCAUGAUGCUUUCUACGAUUCGCUUGGGAAUGACACAGCUAUUACAAAGAGAAAAGGAUGCGAUGAUCUGAACGACAUUGAUGAUGACACUUUCAAUGUGGUCGUUCUUAAUCAAGUAAUUAACACUUCGAAGAUAUUGGAUGACCCGCCACGAGUCGAUCUUCUUAUGAAAUCGAUAUUACGUGUUGUUCUACCUCAAGGAACCAUUGUGAUUCGAGAGAAUCUAAGUAAUUGUCCAAAAAUUAAUGCGAUGGUUCAGUUAACCAAUUUCUUAGACACUUAUAAAACUAAUCUCUCUAAUUCUUCCUGGUCGAUUAAAUUUGUUUCUAUGAAUCAAAUCAGUGAUUCCAUACAUGCAAAAAAUUCUAAAAUUCUCCUAAGCAAUGAGAACAUUACUACAUUCCGCGAUUUUCUUGAUACGAAUCAAUUCACUGAGAGUGGAAUUUUGGUUUACGAAUGGGUUUUUGGAAAGGAUUUCAUCAGUCCAGGUGGUGCUGAAGAAAAUUUGAAAAUCAUGAAAAGAGCUUUCACUCUACUUGAACCUGGUAAAAAAUUGCUUGACAUUGGUUGUGGAAUUGGUGGAGGUGUUCGACAAGCAGCCAGCGAGUUUGGUCUCGAAGUCGUUGGUAUUGACUUGAGUUCGAACAUGCUUUCAAUAGCGAUCGACCGUUUGCAAAAAUGUCCGGAUUCAAGGAUUCGAUAUUGCAUUACAGACGCUUUGAAAGCUAAUUUCAUUCCAGAAUCUUUUGACUACGUUUUAAGUCGUGAUGCUCUUCAACAUAAUGACGACAUAGGCAAACUCUUCAGCAAUAUCCAUGUACUCGUCAGUACUGGAUUCCAAGAUGUUCGAGUUGAAGCAAAAAACCAGCGCUUCAGAGAGAUUUUGAACGAUGAAUUAUCAAGAACAAUUAAAGGAAAAUCCGAAUUUUUGAAGAAAUUCGGUGAUAAAGAAUAUGAGAAGAUCGUCAACGGUUGGAAAGAUAAACUAAGUUAUAUUGAUGAUGAUAAUAUGUGUUGGAUUGAACUUUAUGCCAAGAAACCAAACCGAAUAUAA